Molecule: messenger RNA, 967 nt
Organism: Fusarium graminearum PH-1
Lineage: Eukaryota; Fungi; Ascomycota; Sordariomycetes; Hypocreales; Nectriaceae
Exons: 1
Coding region: 1-849 (282 amino acids)
Molecular function (GO): oxidoreductase activity
Source: RefSeq, a predicted model, not a curated record
AUGGCCAUCUCAUCAACCAUUCCUCGUGGCGAUGUCACAGCAACUCUCAAUUUCUUCAACCCUCCUACAGACAAGUCAAUCCCCUUCAACUUCGUCGACACUCCCCCCGAGGGUCAACCACAGCGCAACUUCACAGACAACCCUCAGCCAACCACCAUCCGCGACAUCCGCGGCCGUGAACCAGAAUACAACCUAGAUCACGACGCCUUCCAAGUCAUCCAGGACGUUCCACCCUCAAGUGAACACGACUUUGUCGAUGAUGACUCCAUCAAGACAAAUUACUACCCCGAGGUGGAGCAGCUUCUCCUCAACACAGUCCCUGGCUCGAAUCGCGUAUUCUUCUUUGACCACACCAUUCGUCGACAGACAUCCGAUGCUGCCCGAGGCCCCGUGACUCGUGUGCAUAUUGAUCAAACUGCCGAUGCUGUGGCUCAGCGAGUUCGCAGAUAUUUCCCAAACGAGGCAGAUGAGCUCCUCAAGCGUCGAUAUCGUCUUAUCAACGUCUGGCGACCUCUCACUAAGCAACCUCUCGAGUCUUUCCCUCUGGCUGUUGCGUCCUCCGCUUCUGUAGAGGAUGACGAUGUUGUACCUGUUGAGCAUCGAUAUCAAGAUGGUUACCGCGGCUGGACUGCGGCCAUUCGUCACAACCCAGAGCAGAAAUGGCAUUACCUCAGUGGCAUGAAGGGCAGUGAGCGGCUGGUGCUAGAGUGCUUUGACAGCGAGUCACUUAAGCCUGGUUCCAAGAUCAAGGGCCGCGUACCGCAUACUGCUUUUGAGGACCCAAGAACUCGCCCUGAGGCAGAGGGUCGUGAGAGCAUCGAGGUCCGCACACUGGUAUUCGGUCCCUGAACUCGUUCUUGUUGAAGGAACAGAUUGGAACUUGGCGGAAAGGGUCUUUUACGAUGGCAUGAUUCAUUCACUUCAAAGUUGCUACAGAUUGGUUCAAUUUCAUACUCAUAUAAGGAAA